AUGAAAAUUCUAGUGACUUCAGAUAAUCAUCUGGGAUACAGCGAGACUGAUCCAAUCAGGGGAAAUGAUUCAUUUGACACAUUCAAGGAAAUUCUUGGAAUUGCUGCUGAUAGCAAGGUUGAUUUGGUUCUGCAAGGUGGCGAUCUCUUCCACUACAAUAAACCGAGCAGAAAUACGUACAACAAAACACUUCAAAUUCUCCAACAAUUCCAAGCUACCACUCCCAUUCGGAUUCUGGCGAUCCAUGGAAACCACGAUGACCCAAGUGGAUUCAACUCAGUCUCACCUAUGGACGUAAUGCAUUCAUCUGGUCUUUUGGAAUAUAUUGGAAGAAACAAGGCAUGCGAUGGAAUUGAGAUUGAGCCAAUUCAGUUGGGUUCAGUUGCCCUGUACGCCUUGGGCUACGUCAAAGACGCCAAAUUGUUCAGAAUGCUCGAGACAAACAAAAUUUAUUACAAUAACUUAUGCAACAAUAACUACAAUAUUCUGAUGCUUCACCAGAACAGGGCGUACAAGGAGGGGAUGUACGUGCCAUUAGAGCACAUUCCAAGUGAGUUUGACCUGGUGAUCUUUGGCCAUGAGCAUUUGAGUGAGAAAGUCACAGGAAAACACUUUGAAAUAAUCCAAGUAGGCAGCUCUGUGCGUACGAGUCUCUGUUUAGAUGAACGUGGUGAUAAGUACGCCUAUUUAGUUGAAUUAGAAGGGAAAAGUGCACGAAUAACGAGACAGAAGCUGAAAUCCGUUAGACCAUUUUACAUGGAUUCUAUGCGACUGGAUGAAGAUGAUUUUAAGAGAAAAUUGGCUCGUUUUGUUGAAAUUAGUUUGAUGGAGAUGGAUUCAAAGAGAGAGAACGAGAUGGCUCCACUGCUUCGUCUACGAGUUGAAUGUCCUAAUGGUUGCAAAUUUGAGCGACUUGAAUUGGAUAAAUUGGUUGAAGGAAGAAUUGCAAAUGUGGGCGAUUACCUGAAAUUAACCAAAAAGAAUCAGAAGAAGGAUCAUCAUGUGGAAGUCAAGAAAGUUAAGGCAUGUUCGUUUGAAGAACUGUUUCAUGGAAUAUUACGUAAAAUGGAAUUGCGUGUGCUGGGUGAGAAUGAAUUGCGGGAUGCUUUGGUGAAGUCGGUGAAGAAAGGCGAUAAAAGGGCCUUUGCUGAUCAAAUUGCAAAAUGUGCUGAUGAGAUUGUGGAUGGGGUGAAAUUAGAUGAAAUUGGAGCAGAAGAAUUGGAAAGCAUCAUAAAAAGAGCGAUAUAA
Molecule: messenger RNA, 1248 nt
Organism: Enterospora canceri
Lineage: Eukaryota; Fungi; Microsporidia; Enterocytozoonidae
Source: the annotation of a GenBank genome assembly